UCAAGGUUUCCCACAAUGCAUCAGUCCAACAACGUGCGUAUAUAUCUAUCAGAAAUUCAGAAGCAAAUAACAGACUUCGGAACGAGCAACAGAAGAGCUGAAAUGGAAGAUCCGAGGAGACGUUCCACUCUGUCGUUCUCUUUCCUCCUCUGCUUCUCACUGUGGCUCACGCCUGGAGAAACCUUUUGGGAUCAAUGCCUUGACGAAUGUCCGGCGAAGUAUUUCACCUCCACGUACGGUGUGCGAUGUUCUGACAGGUGUGAACAGCGUGGUUAUGACUACUACUGGUGCCAUUCCCAAGAGGGCUGGGACUACUGCUCACCAGGAGAGAACAUUGAUUACAAAGGCAACACCUGUAGCAAUGACUGUGGCAAAUAUGGAGAAAGCUACUACAAGUGUUUGUUGUGGGGAAUGUCCUGGAGCCAAUGUGCUCGGGUGGAGCCGAGGGCAAUGAUUCAUUACACCAGGUAUCAGAGACAAUGUGUUGACAGGUGUCAGUACUAUGAGUCAGAUGAUUACUUCUGGUGCCAUGAUGGAGAGAACUGGGAGUACUGCUCACCUCUACCAGACCACACCUACAAGAAUGAGCCUUGUCGCUCCAAUCACCAGUGUGGAACGCAUGGUGAGAGUUACACCUGGUGCUACACAACAUCCAACAACGACUGGGAUUACUGUGGAGUGAUCAGUCCUGGAGAGUGUGUGUUUUCCCAGACGUCCCGCGCCAAACGACAACCCAAUAAUCCAAGAGUGAUCUGUACCAGGGAAGACAACAACAACAGGAGAGUGACCACUUUCAGAGAAGACGGAAAUCCUAGAAACAUCGUUCCAACCAACAGAAGGAUACGCAACAACGCCCUAGACUUAAUUAACCAAUGGGACAACCAGGGCUUGAGUGACCAGUCCAGGUCCAACUUGAUAAGGUCGGACACUCUUCGCAUUGACAACCAGGGACUGGUCAACAGGAACAAUCAGCGGUGUUACAACCUGCAAAUCCAGAUCAACGGAGUAUCAGGCAGAUCCACUGUGGCAGCGAUCAUAUGUCCUGUUGACACGUCAGCUGAAUACAUGCGUUUGGCCUUCAGGGAGAGUUUACAGCGUGAGGUCGGUGUGGAGGUGGAAGUCAAUGAAGCAUCCACCUCCACAUACAACAACCAGAACCAGAAGUGUUGUAAACGACGUAAAAAUUAAGGUCGCUCAAACGUGUCUAGGCUCGUUGUCUGGCCGGUAACCAGCCGUCCGGACUAUUUUGUUAAGGAGGAGGAGACGUUCUCGUAGCUUUCAACACCGCCACUUUCUUUAUUCUCUCUUAGUACACGAGUCACACCUUCAUCACGCUAGGUGCUCUAUCACUUUUCGUUAUCCCACUACAUGUAGCCCCCUACCCACAAUGCACAGGUGAACUACCCACAAUCCUUAGGGGUACUACGUCACACAACAACAACAUCUCUGUUAAAGGGGCAGGCCAUACCUGCAACAAUUAGCAGGUCAGAGAUUAUUCCCUAGGUCAAAGAUCAUUCCAUAAGGGAGAGAACUUAAGGCGCCAUAGAUGUAAACAUGUCUAGUCCAGGUCCAACUUAAUAAUGUCGGACAAUCUUCGCGUUGACAACCAGGGAUCAUUCAUGAGGAACAAUCAGCGGUGUUACAAUCUGCAAAUCCAAAUCAACAGACAACGCACUCCUGGACGCAGCACCACUGUGGCACAGAUCCUAGUUCCUGUUGACACGUCAGCUGAAUACAUGCGUUUGGCCUUCAGGGAAAGUUUACAGCGUGAGGUCGGUGUGGUGUUGGAAGUCAAUGAAGCAUCCACCUCCACAAACAACUACAAGAAGUGUUGUAAACGACGUAAAAAUUAACGUUGCUCAAACGUGUGUAGCUGAUGAUUGUGACAGCGCACACAAGGCAGAAUGAGUGAGUGAAGCUCUCACUUAGCAAAAGUUCUGUCUUACUCGGUUUUCAAUCAGUCUUUAUCAAUAAUCGCUCAAUACCAGAGAAUGAUUUUUAUUAUUUGUCUUCUUGGUGCUUUCUGCAGAUGAAGUGGUUCUGUUGGCUUCAUCGGGCCGGGACCUCUCGUGCUCACUGCAGCGGUUUGUGUAGUUCUACUGAUUAACACAAGAGUUCUACAUCAAAACAAAUCAAUGUCACAUCUCUGCUUUGGUUUAACACCCUUUUAUUCUGCAUGUUUUAUUUUGAAACUCACAUUUUGUCCUAUUUCCGGUCACUUCCCUUCCUGAACCUCCUGUGUUUCCUGUGAUAAACAGGUGAUGUUCUCUCUGCCCUUCGAUCGCUGCUCUGCAAGUUUGUGGUUUCACGUUCUGACCAAAUCGUCCAGUGUUCGGACAAUUAUAAGAUUAAGAUUGAGAUUGGAAUAACCAGAUGACGCAGACGCUGAGUGAGAAAAACAUCUUCAAAGAGUCUCUGACUGAAACGUUGAUAAUUUUCAAAGAGUUUUACACAGAUUCGAGUGAGUGGAGGAGUCUUAUAAUGUGUUUCUUUUUGCUUUAGCGCUGAUACUGAGUCUGAUGUUUAUUUUCCUCUGUUAAAUGAAAUAAUGCAGUUACUAUAAUGUGCCUCACAACUGAUUUAUAAACUACCUGUGUGCUUGUUGGAUGAUUUACAGCUGAAUAUCGAGCUCAGGCUGACGGGAAGAGUCGCUCAUCAAAUAUGGAAUUUGUCCUCUGCUCUCUGAUCAGACUCAGAAACUGGGUCAGCAGUGAUGAACCAAAAUCCACAACAACCUACUUAUGUAAUCUAUAUAAUCAAACUUAUGUAAAAUGCAACACUGAUUUUCAUGUUGUUCUCUUUUUUCUUAUUAAAGCUUUGCUCAGAAUCCA
Limanda limanda (common dab) is the source of this 2831-nucleotide messenger RNA. RefSeq lists its product as uncharacterized. NCBI's taxonomy places the organism in Eukaryota, Metazoa, Chordata, Actinopteri, Pleuronectiformes, Pleuronectidae. The coding region runs from base 16 to 1188 and encodes 390 amino acids. The record is from RefSeq and is a predicted model, not a curated record. The transcript has 2 exons.